CAUUUCUUGGGUUUGCUAUUGUAUAAAAGACCAGGGUAAAGGGGUGGUAGGUAUCAGUUCAUUUCAACGACUUGAACAAGUUUUCAACAUGAAUUCUUUGGUAAUUCUUACUUUCGUUGCCUUGGCAGCCACCGCUUCUGCCUCUCACGUCGGUUUGGGCUGGGGAGGAUUAGGAUUAGGAGGACUAGGAUGGGGCCAUGCCGGCAUCGUCAACCCCCAUGCCCUUAGUCCAAUUGGACCCUCUGGAAUCGUCACCGGAGCCGGAGCAGCCGGUCCCUCUGGAGUAGUAACCGGAGCUGGAGCCGUUGGACCCUCAGGAGUCGUAAACGGACAUGGAGCCGUAGGACCAACUGGACCCAACGGUGUUGGUGUUUGGGGUUUGGGUUUGGGACAUGCCGGUUUAGGUCUUGGUGGAUUAGGACAUGGAUGGGGUGCUGCACAUGGAUGGUAAACGAAAAUAAUUAGGUCAAAGAAGUUGUUUUGUUGUGUUUUGUAUAAAUAGAACUGAAAAAUAUAAAAAUUUAAAUAAACGUUGUACAUACAUUAAACUUUUGUCUUUCACUACUUAUACCUUGUG
Molecule: messenger RNA, 577 nt
Organism: Diabrotica balteata
Lineage: Eukaryota; Metazoa; Arthropoda; Insecta; Coleoptera; Chrysomelidae
Source: the annotation of a GenBank genome assembly